UCCUGCAAAGCUGCGGCUGUGCCGUGAGCAUGGUGCAGAGGUCAGGGGGCAUGCGAGUCCCAGAGGAUAAAGGUUAAAGGGGCACAGAGGUCAGGGGGCGUGUGAGACCCAGAGGAUAAAGGUUAAAGGGGCACAGAGGUCAGGGGGCGUGUGAGACCCAGAGGAUAAAGGUUAAAGGGGCACAGAGGUCAGGGGGCGUGUGAGACCCAGAGGAUAAAGGUUAAAGGGGCACAGAGGUCAGGGGGCAUGCGAGACCCAGAGGAUAAAGGUUAAAGGGGCACAGGUAGGUCAGGGGGCGUGUGAGACCCAGAGGAUAAAGGCUAAAGGGGCACAGGUAGGUCAGGGGGCAUGUGAGACCCAGAGGAUAAAGGUUAAAGGGGCACAGAGGUCAGGGGGCGUGUGAGACCCAGAGGAUAAAGGUUAAAGGGGCACAGAGGUCAGGGGGCACCCUGGACCAGGAAGAUGGGCAAAGAUCAGAGGGUCACACCUGACCUGAAGGAAGGAAGGUCUCACCUGACCCAGAGAAUGGAUAAAGGUCAGAAGGGCACAGAGGUCAGGGGGCACACUGGACCAGAGGAAGAAUAAAGGUCAGGGGGCACACUGGACCAGAGGAUGGAUGAAGGUCAGGGGCACGCCAGACUCCAAAAAGCCAAGCUAAAGAAGGCAGAGCAUUGGGCUGAGCCUGAGGAGUUGAGGCGUCUUAUACUGGGAAGCUCUGAAUGGCGACCUCCUGGCAUCCGGGGCCGGCUUUGUCCUGCCCUCAGUGCCAGGCAGCCCCAAGCGGGAGGCUCCGCCAGCGAGGAAGGGCCUGGAGGAGGGGCCCAGGUAGAGGGGGAGAAGGCGCUUCUCGUAAGUCCCAGAGGCGGCAGGGUGUGAGGAAGGGCCAGCCGCCGCCGCGAGGCCAUCCCGGAAGGGCAGCCGAGCCGGCGCUCCCUCCAGGGCCAGGCUCUGUGGCCGCGGGCAGGAUUUCCUGGGAGUCGGGAAGCUCUGAUUGCGCCUUGGCUCGGUGACCUCGGGCAGGACACUUCCUCAGUUUCCCCAUCUGUCUAAUGGGGUGACGUCAGCAGCUCCCUCUCAGGUCCCGGUCACAAAGCAGCCCGCAAAGGCUGCUCUCAGGGUCACGGGCCUGAGAACGUCUCCGUGGGUUUCGGCUCCAGAAUGAAAAAUGACCUGGGUUUGAUUUUCCAAGCCCCGGCCUGGCUCUUCGGCCGCCUUCUCGGACACCGCCCGCCCGGGGCCUUGCCUUUGCUUCUCAGGUCUGGAAGGGCCCCUCAGCCUGGCCCCCUCCCUGCUCCACCUGCCUUGGAGCCCGGUUGCGCUUCCCAUUCCUUCCCUGGCCACUUUCAUUUAACUACAUUGUCCUUAUUCUGCAGAAUGCUUCGUAUAAAUCGUACCAUCGCAUGUUUUGUUACAAACUGCCCCAAUUUCUUCCCUACCCCGGGGCCGGGGGCCGUCCUACCAACAAACUACUUUUUAAAAAGCGCAGAACGGAUCGGUGCCAAGUGUGCUUGUGUGCCACGGGCCGGCCCCUCCCAGGGCUCCCCUCUCUGCCCUGGAGGCGAGGCGGCCAUGGGGGCUGCAAGGUGGGCAUGGGAGGGGGGGGCGGCGGCCCUCUGGGUCCUUCUCAGUCAUGGGCCUCUGGGUCCUUCUCAGCCACAGCCCUCUGGGUCCUUCUCGGCCCUGGCCCUCUGGGUCCUUCUCGGCCACGGCCCUCUGGGUCCUUCUCGGCCACGGCCCUCUGGGUCCUUCUCGGCCCUGGCCCUCUGGGUCCUUCUCGGCCACGGCCCUCUGGGUCCUUCUCAGUCAUGGGCCUCCGGGUACUUCUCAGUCACGGCCCUCUGGGUCCUUCUCGGCCCCGGCCCUCUGGGUCCUUCUCAGUCAUGGGCCUCUGGGUCCUUCUCGGCCCUGGCCCUCUGGGUCCUUCUCGGCCACGGGCCUCUGGGUCCUUCUCAGUCACAGCCCUCUGGGUCCUUCUCGGCCACGGCCCUCUGGCUCCCAGAUGAGCUGGGAAUGUUCAGGAAUAGAAUCGAACCUUUAGCUUCAGGAUUAGGGGCAGCCCUGUUACUUCUGAGUCUCAGUUUCCUUCAUGGCCUCAUUUCCAUAUUCAAUAAAUCACUGUAAAUUCAGGCCCUUCUCUGGGUCAGUGUGACCCGGGACCAGAAGCCAGGGAAUGGUGGCGCCGGCUCUUGGCCAGACGAGCGCCUCUGACAAGAGAACGAGCAUCUCGGAGUCACAGGAAGGCUCCGAUCCCCAUCCCUCGAGGGUCACCCACGGCCAGGGAGCAGCCUCCCCUUCUGCCUGCCACAGCCGAGAAGGGGAGAGGCCCUCGGUCGGGAUGACCGGGCCCUCAGAAGUGUCCGGCCACUGGAUGGGCCAGACAGACGGCUUCAUGUCAUCGCCAAGUUCUGUGGGCACAAGUGAAAAGAAAAAACGAGGGUCAAUUAAAUAGUGAUUUAUUGGCCUUGGACAUUUAAUGAAAUAAGUACCAAAUUUUUCCAGUUGCAUUCCAGACUGCAUUGUCUUGGAUUAUAGAAAUGUGGUUCUUGGCAAUUGAUCUGCUUAUUAAUAGUUUAUUUUGAUCCACAUGCCAACAGAUGUAUUCUUUCUUACUCUACGCUGAGCCCGCUGGGGGUCCCAGGCCCUCAUUAACCAGUGGGUGCCUAUCACAUGCCGGGAUGAAGCCCGAGGGAAUAAACACAGGUGGUCUGCUUCGGUCCGGCGGCCUCCCUGUCAGUGAUGGGACACCCGGGGCAAAGCAGCUCCGCAGAGGCUGACUGUAUUUCACCUCUGAGGAAGCUGAAGCUCCCUGCGUGGCAGAUCUUGACUCCCAAGCCCUUGACUUGUAUCCAGCAGGCAUUCUCACAGUUAGCAAUCAGCAGGCGUCUACUAAAUGCUCCUAUGUGCCAGGCACUGAGCUGGCCACACAGAGUGAACCUUCUCCUAAUGGGGAAGCUAAGUAUGGGUGUGCCCACUGUGCGUGUGUACAUGAAGUAAAUGCAAAAAUCACAAACAAAAGCUGCUUAACGUAGAGUCGCCAGGGCGGGCGGGCACCGGCAGCUGGUGGGAUCUGGGAGGUGGUUCUUGAGUUGCACAUUGGAGAGGAGGCAGCUGUGGGAGGGAGGGCGCCAAGGCCAGCCAGUGUGGCGGCAGGGAGCUGGAACCCCAGAGAGAACACCAGCUCAGCGGGAUCCCCGAGUGUGGCAGGGAGGGGGAUGCCCAGAGAACUGAAGCAGGAGCAGCUCAAAAGCCUGGCGUUUGUCGUGGUCCUAGAGGCAAAGGGCCCACCGGGUCACUGUGACGGCAGGAACUCGCCUGGGGAUGGACAGCUGGGCUGCUGCUGAGCAGGAAGACCAGAGAAGGGAAAGACUUGAGGCAGAGAGACCCAGCAGCAGACCAGGGCUGGGGUGUGAGGCCGGGGGAAGGGGGAGCCACGGGAGGCGGGGCAGAGCCUCGGGUGCGGGAGAUGCUGCUGCAGGGAAGUAGAAGUCCUGGGCAAGGUACAGACCUGGGAGGUCAGAGGGGUGGCGCGGCUUCUGAGAAAUGAGCACGUUUGGGAGAAGGGUGAGCGUGGGGGAAAGGUGGCGGGUUUGAGGGGCCUCUGGGCUGUCCAGCUUGAAGCACUCAGUGGGCGCUUAGAGCUCGAGAGACUGAGGUGGGCUAAGAAACCCACGGGGACCCAGAAGGUCACGGGAAAGCAGAGAAGCAGCCUUGGAAAAUGCUCAUUUUAUUAGGAUGUGGAGGAUGAGCCAGUAGAGGAUCUGGAGUAGGAGGCAGUGAGAGGGCCAGAGAAGGUGGCCCCCAAUCCUGAGGAAGAUCAUGGGGAGGAGAGGCCCCGUGGACGGGAAGAGUAGAGGCAGGUCGGUACCUGGGAGGGUGAAGUGGGCUGGAAUAGGGAGCGUGUGUGAGGGAUUGGGAGGUUAGGGAAGGAAUGGGGGCUUAGGAAGGAAUGGGGAGCUUAGGGAAGGAAUUGGGAGGUUAGGGAAGGAAUGGGGGCUUAGGGAUGGAAUUGGGAGGUUAGGGAAGGAAUGGGGGCUUAGGGAAGGAAUGGGGGCUUAGGGAAGGAAUUGGGAGGUUAGGAAAGCAAUUGGGAGGUUAGGGAAGGAAUUGAUCCACAUGCUCAACUCCUUGAGAAAUAAAGGAAACUAAGGCAGAACACCACUUCCAUGUUUUUGUGUAAGGUAAAAAAAAAAAAAAAGGAGAGGUCACUGAGUGGUAAUGGCACAGGUAAAAUCUGGAGGUAGCAAUGGGCAGCAUUACCCCUGUGGGACUAAUAUGGUGAGAUUGAGAAGGGGAUGGGAUGGGGUAAGUAAAAAUAGAACCAGAGGUGGAAAGAAGGACCAUAGAUGCAGCUUCAAAUAAAGGUGGCCAGAUCUCAGUAAGGGCAGAUAAGAAUAGCAUGAGAACUGUCAAAAAUGAAAAGCAUUUUAUUCAUUUGGAACAGGAACUCCAGAGGGCACCGUGGAAGGGAAUAGGCAAAGUUAGGCUGGUGCAUGGGCUGAGUAAGGUUGAAAAGGAUGGAAAAAAGAGAAUUGGAUGUGGGUGUUAGUAAUAACUUGGUCUUCCUAUUAAAUAUAUCACAUUGUCUCUCUGUUCACUUUAGAGUUUACUAAGGACUUUGGGGUAGUCUUCAUUUGAAUUUCUCAAAACAAACGUGUAGGUUAAGUAAUGCGCAAAUAUUAUUUCUAGCCACUACAAACAGGGCUGCCACAAACAGCAUAUGUGGGUCCCUUUCCCUUCUUCAGUAUGUCUUUGGGAUACAGGCCUAGUAGAGACACUUCUGGGUAUGCAGAGUUUGAUAAGUUUUUGAGCAUAGUUCCAGAUUGCUCUCCAGAAUGCUCGGAUCCAUUCACAAUUCCACCAACAAUGUACUAGCGUCCCAGUUUCUCACAUCCCUGCCAACAUUCAUCAUUAUCUUUUCCUGUCAUCUUAGCCAAUAUGAGAGAUGUGUAGUGGUACCUCAGAGUUGUCUUAAUUUGCAUUUCUCUGAUCAAUAAUGAUUUGAGCAUUUUUUCAUAUGAAUAGAAAUGGUUUCAAUUUCUUCAUAUGAAAAUUGUUCAUAUUCUUUGUCCAUUUAUCAGUUAGAGAAUGGUUUGUAUUAUAAAUUUGAGUUAGUUCUCCAUCUGUUUUAGAAAUGAAGCGUUUAUUGGAACUCUGGGAUGUAAAAAUUACCCCUCUUUCCCCCCAGUUUACUGCUUCCCUUCUAAUUUUGUCUGCAUUGGUUUUGUAUGUGUAAACAAAUUUCUUUCUUCUCGACAGAUCUGAGAGGUAGAUUAUCCUUUGUUCUUCUAAUUUGCUUAUAGUUUCACUUUUUAUGUCUAAAUCAUGAACCCAUGUCAACUUUAUCUUGAUAUAGAGUUAAGGGGAAUUUUAAAAAAUAUAUUUAAAUUUUUUUCAUCAUAUGCUAUAAUGAAACUUAUUAAUAAGUUUUAAAAUAAAAAAAAGAACAUUGAGAACCUUGUGUAGUAUACCUUUUCAUGAAUAGUGAUGUCUGUUAGUUAUAUAGGUCUACUGAAUAGGUUUCUUUAGGAAUAUUUAACAAAAAUAACAGAUUGAUUAGAAAACCAAGUUAGGUCAUAAUACCUUAAAAGAAUAAAACUUUAUAAGAAAGACAUAUAAAUUAAUCAACUUCCUAAUUAUUGUUGAGAAAUGUCUACAUAGAGCAAGGAAUCAGAACAGAAAAACUUCUUACAAAAGAGUAUUUCCUAUUCAAGCUGACCUGCUAAUAGCAGUGUUAAUUGCACUUGCUGAUGUAGUGAUGUGACCUUAUUUUCUUUAGCUAAACUGCCUGACUCCUAGCAUUCAGACUAUUUCAUUCUGAUUGCUGAUAGUCAUUGCCCCCUGUGAGAUUCAUUCCCACUCUGUCCCCUUCCCACCCACUUCUCCCAAACGGGAGAGCAUGUCUUUGCCUUAUUGUUUCAGUGGCCAGCUUCUGAGACGGGCAGCACAUAAACUCCUUUAUUGCACUUAUGAACACAGCGUUGUUUUAUUACACUAGCAUGUAUAUGAAAGAACCUGAACAGUAACAUAUCCACUUACGGCAAAAAGAGUGGCUAACCUUCUAGAGUGUUAAGAUUUACAAAAGCUUCACUUGGGUUAUCUCAUUUGAUCUAACAGCCCCCACUCUCUGGAGCAUCUAAAAACUUAGAACAUAACCAAAAAGUAUCCCCACCUUGGAAGUGUGAGCAGAAAAGCUCCAAGGGGAAGCUUUGAGGCCAAAAUGAACAAAACCUGUGAUAGGAUUGAACAGUUUGCUAACUAGAGGAAAAGUCGUCUUUGUCGGUUUUAUAUGUUCACUAACAUUUAUAUGUUAGUGAACACAGCCCAGGGUCAAGACUAAGUUGGAGAAAAAGAAGCAAGAAUAGCAGAGAGGAGAAUAAUUCCUGUCAGCAGGAAAAUGGAACAGAAUCAGUAGAAAACACAAGUGGUGAUAGUGUGAGUGAAAGAAAAACGUGGCUAGAACAGUCCAGCAGUUUGGGGGCCUCAAUACAGCCGGCCUGCUGUCUAGGAUCCACCAUACUCUGUCAGUAAUAUUUAUAUGAGCAGUGUGGUACAGUAAUUGGGGUUUGUUUACUGAAAAAGAAAAAAAAAAGUAAUUUAUUUUAGAAAGAAGGCCCUGAAAAUUUCAUUGAAUUUUCCACUAGUCAAGCUGAUAAAGGCGAUGACCAAGUUUCCAAAAGAAAAAAUGAAAUGCUCACUAGCCCAUAAAAAAAGACUCAGAAUCCCCAGGGAGAGACCUGAUCUUGGAUCUUGCUCUUGAGGUAUCUAGCCCAACUACUAGCCCCCAGUCACACAGGCAGGGAGGACUGGAGGCAGAAUUGGAACCUAGAUCCUCUGGUUCCAGAGCUGUGCUCUCACCUUCCCCUCCCAUCCAUCACACUGAUAACAACGUGGCCUGCAGUAUUGGAGAGCCCUGCACGAAGAGCUACCUGUCCAUUGCUCAUCAGCAGCAUUCUGUGGUGGCAGAAAACUGGGGGAAUUGGGACGGUCACUUAUUGGGAAAUGACUCAACAAGUCACAUACAAGAAUGUAAGGAAACACUGCUCCAAGGCGUGACAAAUAGAAAUGAGAGAAGACUUGGAUGAAUGAGGGAAAGUGAAGAAGACCCAGCCCUCAGAACACAAGCCCUGCAGCCCCGGUUCACUCCUGGCCAAGCGUGAUCUCUAGGACCAAUGGUGAACAGGGGACCAGAGAUGGCAGGCUCAGCACUGCUCUGUCCAGUUUGUCUUUGUUAAACAUGGAGAGUUCUCCAUUGGGAGAGUUUAUUGGAAAAUGACUGAGAAAAAAAAAGCACACUGUGUAAGAGUGACUGAGCUUGACCAGAGGAGAAGAGGGUACAUGAUCCUCCCUCCUUUCCUAUGGUGUUGGGGGAAUCUGGGGGAUGUAGUGUAUACUGGCAAUGUGCUGGUUGAUUUGGUCAAACUACUUUUAUUUUUGUCUUUGUGACAAAUGAGUAUGUUACAAACAAAAGGCAUCAAUAUAAAAAAGAUAAACAAUUUAAAAGUAAAAUAACUGGCACCUAAAGCACUUCUCCCUUUUCCUUGCUUCAUUAAAUCCAUGCAAAUGAGAUCUUAAUCAAAACUAAUCCAACAUGAAGUAUGUUUCGCUUCAAAAGCCAAUUUCUUAGAAAACUUUUUCUUUCAAAUUAAGGAAUUAACAAUUUUUUUCAUUUUUAAAAUACACUUAAUGUAAUAAAAUGUUAUUUAAAACAAGAAAACCAUAAAUAACUAUUGGGAAAAUAUGAACUAAAACCUUUUUUUUGGACACUAAUGACUUCCUUUUUUUAAAUGGUUAAAAUAAAAUUUGUGAGAUUUAAAGCAUUGUUCUUAACUUGGAGGAGACGGUAGUUAGUAAACUUGGAUUAAGAAACGUGUCCUGCUUUCUAGAGCCCCCAAGUUGGGGUGACAAAAUGUAUUGUGCUUUAUAGAGCCCUCAUUCUGGGCUGGUUAAAAUAUACUGUCUUAGUGGAGGAGUGAUGAGGCGAAACUCCUGAGGAGGGUGAAAAUAUGGAAUCUGUUUCUUCCAAGUUCUUUCCUCCUUAUAUACCUCAUACCUUACGUAACAGAACACUGUUCAUACACCAAGUAUACACUGUGCACGUGGGAAGGGAAGGAAGGAAGGAAGGAAGGAAAAAAGGACUUGAACAACUUGCUAUUGUAUGUAUUUUGCCACUUGGUAUCACUCUACUUCAAUCUGGACACAGGUUGUCAUCCCUCCCCCAACUUCUCAGGAAGACCAAGGGGAAACAGGGAGAUGGGGAACCAAACCAGGGGAAAUGCUUUGCCAUGGAAGGGAGACUGUGAUCAUAUUCAGCUGUGCCUAUGGAAGGUCACAAGGCAGGAACUUCUCUCCUGCUCCUGACUGGGUUCUUAAGAGACAGUGUUGAUCCUGGCAUUCCCAUCACAGUCAUAGCCAGACAGACAAGGCUGGGCCUCUUGUUCCUCAUGUCCCUUAUACCAUACAGUCCACCAGAGGGAGGCUUUUCCUCCCUUAUUGCUGAUACAACCUUAGGCACUCGAGUUUGUAAGUCAACUUUGUAGUUGAUGGGAGGAGGAGGGUUCCUGCAACCAGAACUGUCAUCCCAUGUACCCUACGCCCGUAUUCUUCAGCCCUUAUCACAAUAUUCAUCUUUUGUCCUCAGCUUUAGAAGUUCAUACUAUUAGUGUCCAGGGGAACCUGCAUUUCCAGGGGAGUUGAAAUUCAUGCAUCAGAAAGUUCCCAAGCAGAGGAAUGAGAGAAAGGGGAAGCAGUGGAUGAAUCUAGAAUCUGGGGGAUUAGAAAGUUGAGGAAGAGGAUAAUUAGAAAUAUACCACUAAUUAAAAGAUAAGGUAACAUCAAAAGAAGGGUAAAGAGAAGCAAGUAAGGUUUUCCAGAGCACGCUUCUCAGCAUUAUGCUGGGAAACCGUUUCCUGAUCCCUUUGUGACCAGGCUUCAGGGGCAGUGAAGAAAGCUAGUUGUAGAAAGGAUUGUUGAGCCUGGAAUCAUCGUACUAGUGAAAGUGUAGAACUGGUCCAGCCAGAGUGGCCACCUGUGUUCUCGAAACAGUGGUGUCCCUGCUGGCCACCCUCACUCUCUAAGGGAAACAAACUUUACCCGUUUCUGAAAGUUUCCCUGAAAUGAUUCCAAGAAUGUCUAGAACAAUUCAAAUGAGCAACCAGAGCAUUAAGAAAAGAUAUUUUAGAACAAAAAUGAGAAUUUGUGUAAGAAUCAGCAAAUCAAAUGAUAUUAGAGCAAGGAAGAGGAAGGGGAAAACAAGAAUGAGGAAGAGAAAAAAUAAAAGUACUGAAGGAA
Molecule: messenger RNA, 9288 nt
Organism: Antechinus flavipes (yellow-footed antechinus)
Lineage: Eukaryota; Metazoa; Chordata; Mammalia; Dasyuromorphia; Dasyuridae
Exons: 2
Coding region: 1159-2121 (320 amino acids)
Source: RefSeq, a predicted model, not a curated record